This is a messenger RNA of Diachasmimorpha longicaudata, 4252 nucleotides long. RefSeq lists its product as uncharacterized. The coding region runs from base 1006 to 3456 and encodes 816 amino acids. The record is from RefSeq and is a predicted model, not a curated record. The transcript has 3 exons. Lineage: Eukaryota; Metazoa; Arthropoda; Insecta; Hymenoptera; Braconidae.
GCAAUUUUUUCAACUACACGGAAUGACUAGCCAGUGAGUUUCAUUUGGCUAGUUUCAUCUCUCGUACCGAGACAAUCGCGCGUGUCUUGUACGAUUCUGCUCUGUUCUGCUUGGCAAUGCCGUGAGGUAAGGUAGAUCCUUACGUCCAGUCACGCCGAUAACGUUUAUCCCCUUUUUAUAGUCCCCCUCUCCUGACAAUCUCUCCCUGUUCUCGUGCAUCACGAUCGCAAAUAAAGAAUGAUAAUACACGUCAUGAAUCAACAGUUAGACACCUAACGCAUCAACACUGGGAGGGAAUGAGAGGUAGCAGUGGGCACCAAGAAGUUCAUGGACUCGUGUUGGAUUUAUUGGAAAUUACCAUCGGAAAUAGGUCCUGGAGAAAAGGAAAAUAAAUGAUUAAAAUAAAAUUAAUGCCGUUUGUUGCACAAAUCGUGAGAGAGUUUAAAAAAUCGAAAUGUCUUAUCGGAAUAUUAUGCAUUAAUGAGCCAUUAAAAUUUCUUUUUCAUCCUCAUUUAUUAUUACCCUCUCGGUGUCAAAAUCACUGCUGAAAUUCGCGCAAUAGCCAUCACCCGAGAGAAUCAGCUGAUGUAAAGCCUCGGAAUCGCCAUAAUUUUUGGUUUAGUCAGGCCUCGGUGGUCACUAUUCAACAAAAAUACCUCCGCAAUACGGUUACCUGGGUGAAAGAAGAAGUUCCCCUCUCCCUGUUCUGCCCUUUCUAUCCUGUCCCCCGUUCUCCUCCCCCGCGUGCUCCGUUCUCUCACGUCGAGAGUUCUCGAGACUUGACCAGUACAAACGUGCCCGCCAUCGCGAGCGCGCACAAUAAUUUAGCGGUUUAAAAGAAAAAAAAAUCAAGAAAACAUCCUUCCUUUGUUAUCUCUCAUUACAAUACUUAUCAUCGUUCAAAUGUGCAUUAAAACGUUGACAUCACUAGUGAUAAAUGCCCGUUAUUGUGAGAGAAUCGUGAUUAUCCCGAGACAGUGAAAUUCCUCAGAGAGACGUCGAAAGAUGGAGACUGAAGUCCGCACUCUGAAGCAGGAGCUCACCCGCACCCGCGACGCCUUAAAAUCCGCAACAAAGCGUUGUCGUGAAUUGGUACGGGAGUUAGAUUCUCUAACGGUGUGUCACGAGUCUGAGCGUAACUUACGGGAUCAACAGCUCUCUAAAAUUCUCCGGGCCCUCCUUGUUCUCGAAUCACGACUACGACAGGAGCAAAAAUCAAUCAGACAGCAGUUAUGUGAGAAGGACAAUGUCAUCAAGAAUCAGCAGUUGGAGAUUGCCAAGUUGAGGCGAUACACAAAGAAUUACAUAAAGAGUAAAAGGGAACAGGGAUUGUGCAAGAGCCCCUCGACACCGGAGACUAUGGAAACUCCUGGAGAUCAGGAGGCCGAUAUUACCCGAUUUGACAAUGGUCUUGGGAAUGAUAUUCAGAGGUUGAAGAGAGAAAUUAUUACGAAAUUCAGUGGUGCUGAUGAUGAGAUGAGAAGUUGUGUCAGGAAGACUGACAGUUUUGCGGGAAGUGAUGUAUCCAAGGAGAGUCUAACGAGCAGUGAAAAUACUGACGGAUCCAUUGUGACAACAACUACGGAUGGAAGUCCAUCGUUAAUAAGCACCGAGGGCUUUUGCGAGGGUGAGAGCAGUGAUGUAUCGCCUGGCUCAACUCUCAACAAAUCCACAAGACAAAUGCGAAAUAACUCAGACAGUGAUAGCGAGGGUAGAACAGUCUUGGAAAAUCUGGGGGAUGAUGAUUCCAUUGGGAGGAGGAGGCUUGGAGUCCUGAGGAAGGAGCCUCUGGUCAUUUUUGAUAACCAAGUCACCAAGAUGACGAGGAGUGACAGCAAGGAUGAUGGCAUGGACUGUAAUUUUGUAUCUGGUGACGAGGAAGAGGGCGAACCUAUCUAUGUGAAUUCUUUCAACGAUAACAACCAGAGGAAUUUCCGGGAAAAUGAAACACGAUUCCUUGAUGACAGCCAUAAUAACAAUAAUAACAGCAAUAAUAAUAACAAUAAUAAUAGUAGUGGAUUAUCAAAAAUAGACUCAGGAGACAAGCUCCCAGAGGAGACCAGCGGCAAUUGGUACAGCGAUCCUGACGAGGAUCGAAUCCAAGACGAUAUAAUCCGCCACAACACCUACCGUCCCAACAGCAAUCAUAAUUCUGUCCUGGAGUGCGUCAACCAGAUCCUCCUCCGGGAUAUGGAGGACGAGGAGACAAUUCUCUCAGUCUCACGGAAGUUCAAACACCGUGGAAGAAUCGUGAGUUUUCAAGCGGCCCGUUUAUCGGACAUUGAAUCCGUUGGUUCGGAAAUGGAGCGGAGAAAUUCCGAGGAGGUGACACCCGAGAAAGACCUCGAGGCUUGCUCCGAGGAUGAAUACGGUAUGAAGAUUCCCCACUCGAAUCACCUGAUUCCACAUGGUAAUCAUUGUGCAAGUGAAUCGAGUCCAGAGGAUGAGCUGGACGAUAACUCAUCAACUCGAGCAAUUCCGAUUGUCAUAAUCGAACCGAAUCUGUCGACACCUCCGUCAAAAAAUCCCUCCAUCUCCCCAGACCUCUCCUUGAAAUCCCGAUCCUCUCCCUCGCCUAUCCUUCGACUGGAGAGGAUCGAGGAGAAGACCUGUCUCUCGAUGUCGUCGAAGGGCCUCACAAUAGCCAAGAAUCUGGACUACGAAGACAUUGAAUCGCUCCCAGAGGUCAUCUCCCCUCCCUCCAAGACUCCUCCAGCCCUUCCACCGAAGCCUCAGUUCAAGAACAACACACUGAUCCUGAAGAAGAUCCCCAGUCCUUCGUUUCUGAUCGACGAGACUCGUAAGAAAAAUCCCCAGAGCAGUGAGACCCCAGCGUACGUCAAGAGAAUGUUUGGAAUUACUGGGACACCAUCAAAGCCACCAAUACCUACUGCGAGGAGUCUGAACUUUAAGGACACCCCUCGAAAGUCGAACGUUGACAAUGGAAAUCUGAAGGCAGUUGGAAAGGUAGUGAAUGAGGAGGGUGAGCCUGCCAGGGUGACGAACAUCGUGAAGCAUUUCGAGGAGUUUAAAAUCGGUGAGAGCGACAAGACCAAGGAGACCUCAAAGGGAAAAUCUGUGGAGAUUGAGGAAAUGGACAUCAGGCAAAAUUUCGAGGAGUUUAAUCUCGAUGAAUGCGACUUGUCAGACGAUCCUGACAGGCCUGAGGGCGAUGGCUCCGAGAGACUGACCAAUGGAGUAUUCAGUCGACAGGAGAGUGUCAAGGAUAAUAACAAUGGUGACAGUGGUAAUUCUAAUGGAAUUUACGAUCACUUCCUGGAGGCGACGGGACUUAGCACUAAGUCCAUUCUAACGCCCUCGAGGUUACUCAGUAAUCACAAGAGUAUGCUGAAGCCGAAGGAUGUCAAGUACAAGAGCAAGAUCAAGGCGACUGGGGGAAUGGAGAAGAGUGGAAGUCAGACGCAGGUCAGGCACUGGACGGGACCUUUUGUAUGAUGACUCGUGGCCUCGGUCUUUGGAAGUCCACCGACCAGUCCCAAAAGGGUUAGGAAGACGAGGGUGAGAGCCUGGGAGGAUUGACUCCAAGUGCUGGAAUGAGAGGAGUCUGCGGGACAAUUCCUUACCGUGGAGAAAGACUCACUGGAAAAAUUUUGAAAAAAAAAAUCUGGGGAAGGUUGUAUCCCUGAGCAGGGGUUUGACAAUUCCUUGUUAUCAUUAUUCAACAAUUAAACACAAAGUAAGCUUGUCUGGGAGACAAAAUAAUAAAAAAAUCCCUAAAUGAUAACUUACCAACUUUUCUGCAAAACAAUCCCAUCGACGUGUUUAUGUCAAAAUAUGCUGAUAACUUUCUCGAACUGCAAGACGUCCAGAAGACUGAAGACUGAGUGAAAUUAACUCAUCUCGUUCCACUACAUAAUUAAAACCAUUUUUUAUUCUUUCUCCCGGAAGCAUUAGCGGUUAUUUCGCAACUCUCAGUGUUUGAACUACCGCAUAGUAUUAUAAAAUAAUGAACAAUGUAAAAAGAUCUUUAUGAAAGUAUUGUAAUUAAAUAAACUCGGUUUUUCUAUAGUAAAUUUCACACUGUAAUUGUUAAAUGGGAAUAACUAUGAAAUAACGAAUAAGAGAGAUUUGAAAAAAGAAAUUUAUUCUCGUGACGUUUCUCAGUUUUGUGUGAAUCAGUGACCUGUGCAAUAAUUAUAACUUGUUAUUUUAAUUGUUAAGCAACUAGUACGUAUAAUACAGUCACAUAUUAAACACUUAAUAACUACUAUAAAAAAAAAUACAACCGAAC